This is a messenger RNA of Mus caroli (Ryukyu mouse), 438 nucleotides long. The record is from RefSeq and is a predicted model, not a curated record. NCBI's taxonomy places the organism in Eukaryota, Metazoa, Chordata, Mammalia, Rodentia, Muridae.
AUGCACCGGACGUUUUGCAAACAGUACCACUGUCAAGAAUUUCGUUUCAACUUCCACGAGGAAAGUAACAACAUUGGAGACGUUAAUUUUCAAGCUGCCGUAUGCAUGCAGGGAUGUAAAGCUGUAGGCUACUACCUGUACAGUGCCUAUGGUUAUACAUUAUCACCCAUGGAGAAAGCCAUUGUGAAGACAGGCAUUCAGGAAGCACUGAAAAAGCACUUCAUAGAUGUAGGCGCUGGUGUCAUAGACGAAGAUUAUAGAGGAAAUGUUGGUGUCGUGCUGUUUAAUUUUGGAAAACCGAAGUUUGAGGUGAAAAACGGUGAUCGGACUGCGCAGCUCAUCUGUGAGCAGAGUUUUGAUCCAGACUUAGAGGAAGUGCAGACACUGGAUGACGCUGAGAGAGGCCCAAGAGGCUUCGACUCCACGGGGAAGAAUUAG